AUGUUGUUGGUAAUUGGGUGUUUCAUGUGGUCAACCUACUGUAUAAUAAUAUAAUUUAUUUUAUAGCUGCGGUUGGAUUUUUGAAAUUAUUGAUCCCAGAAUAGAAAAGAAUAUUAGCACUUUACCCAGUGAUUCUAUUCUAUUUGUUCUUAAGUUGGUUUGCACUGAUAGUUUGA
Molecule: messenger RNA, 176 nt
Organism: Paramecium octaurelia
Lineage: Eukaryota; Ciliophora; Oligohymenophorea; Peniculida; Parameciidae
Source: the annotation of a GenBank genome assembly